AAAGCCCAUAGUUAGGCUUUUUGGCCAAAUAGCGCUGUGGUUUUCUGGUAUGAACCAGUUGAAAAUAGCUAAUCAGUUAACAAAUACUUACAUAAAUUGAUGUGGACAUAGUCAGGUUCAAUCACUACAAAAAAUUAGAUGAGUUUAUUUUAUAAUGAUUUUUUAUGAGCAGGUUGCGGUGUAGCACUGAUUUGACUUCAUGUGAAACUGAACAAAGUUAUUCUAAUUUCUUUUAAUGUUGAGAGAUUUCCCAACACAUUUUUGAAUUUCUAAAAAUGUUGCCAGAAACAAAAGAAUGUUUUAUUAUGAUGUUUAAGUAUGUUUAAAAUGUUUCAUGUUGCCAUGGUAUCUUUUGUCAUGUUUUAACUUUGAUUUUAUGUUUAUUAGUGUCUAUAGUAAAAAAAUGACGAAGUUGCCUCCAGAAACGCCAAGCAAUAUCCAGCCUUCAAUGUUUGAUGAUAGCGAUUCUGAACUUCUUUUUUGUCAACAAGAAAGAUUGGAUCAAAACUCACCUGAAUUAUGGCCAGAACAAAUUCCAGGAGUUACAGAAUUUAGCGCCUCGUCCUUGUUUGCUAGUCCUCUUCAGCCUGUCUUUGAUUCGACCAUAGAAAGAGUUGCAGAUCCAGUACUUGAAAAAGAAGAUUUGGAAAUGCUUCAAGAAUUUGGUAGUCUUAACGUUACCCAGAUCAUGGAAAAGUUUCAAAGCUUGAAGCAACAAGUUUAUGUUUUAGGUCAAGAGGAAGCGCGAGAAAUGACACGAGGAAAGUUCUUAAACAUUUUAGGUAAAACAAAGAAGAAAAAGAAAGGAAAGUAAAGAAACUGCAUGAAUUCAAAUAAUCGUUUUUGGUGUACAGCUUAUGGACAACAUGAUGGUGGCAUUAGCGUUUUAUAUACAUUAGGGAAGAAAAUCAUGAUGUAACUGCUCCUUCACUAAUGACUAUUUACUGUAUAUUUUACAGUCUGUUCUGGUAGUUAUGGUAAUUGUAAGGAAUUUAUAUGAUGAAUAAUUGUAUCUAGCACUGUCUAUUGAGAGAUCCACUUUGUAAUUUGCAUCAGUAUCAUUAUUAAAAUAAUAAAGAUUACUGGUACAAAAGA
Messenger RNA from Hydractinia symbiolongicarpus, 1095 nucleotides. Its product is annotated as protein lin-52 homolog. The record is from RefSeq and is a predicted model, not a curated record. Bases 335 to 814 code for a protein of 159 amino acids. Gene Ontology annotation, cellular component: DRM complex. The transcript is spliced from 2 exons. Gene Ontology annotation, biological process: regulation of DNA-templated transcription. NCBI's taxonomy places the organism in Eukaryota, Metazoa, Cnidaria, Hydrozoa, Anthoathecata, Hydractiniidae.